AUGAUGCCCGCCAUAGCGUUGGCCUACGAGAAGGCCGAGUCGGACAUUAUGAAACUGCACCCCCGGAACCCCCGCACCGAUGUGUUGGUCACCCGUUCACUGCUGUUGAGGUCGUAUUUUCAAGUCGGUGUAAUUAUGUCGAGCGCCGGCUUUCUGGGUUAUUUUGUGGCGUUUAUGCACCAUGGUUGGAAACCGUGGGACUUGUGGCAGUUGAGAGUCAAAUGGGACGACCCCGCCAACGAUGCCAUUUACGAUUCGUAUGGUACACCAUGGACUUACGAUGAGCGUCUUAAGGUGCAGACUGUGGCCCAGUCCUCGUACUUCAUAUGUAUAGUUGUGUGUCAAUGGAUGGAUGUGUUGGUGUCGAAGACACGUCGGGUGUCUAUAUUUAAACAAAAAUUUGGCAAUUGGGUAUUAAAUUUCAGCAUAUUGUUUGAGACAGCGUUAGCCGUAUUAUUUGUUUACACACCUGGUUUUAACACUGUGUUACAGUUGGCUCCCGUUAUAGGGUGGGUUUGGUUAUGUGGUGUACCAUUUUUCUUUUAUAUACUGGCUUACGAAGAGCUACGCAAAUACAUUAUCCGUCGCUUUCCCGACUCAUUUCUGGCCAUUGAACUGCUCAUAUAAUUUACAUUAUAAUUAUUUUUCGUGUUUUAAUUAAACACAAAUUAAGUUCAUG
Medioppia subpectinata is the source of this 679-nucleotide messenger RNA. NCBI's taxonomy places the organism in Eukaryota, Metazoa, Arthropoda, Arachnida, Sarcoptiformes, Oppiidae. The record is from the annotation of a GenBank genome assembly.